Messenger RNA from Rotaria sp. Silwood2, 228 nucleotides. Lineage: Eukaryota; Metazoa; Rotifera; Eurotatoria; Philodinida; Philodinidae. The record is from the annotation of a GenBank genome assembly.
CAAGAUACAAUACGACUUAUUCGAACAAAUGAAUUAUCAUAUCCCUCAACAAUAUCAAAUAAUGCUCGUCAUAUUAUUAGUCAAUUAAUUCGUCGUAAUCCAUUAGAUCGUAUGCCAUUAAAUGAAGUUAUUAAACAUGAAUGGAUUAUUGAAAAUGCAAAUAUUAAAUCAAUUGAUGAAAAUUAUGAAAAAGUUAAUAAAUCAACAUUAAAUAAUCAUAAUACAUAA